UUUUUUAGUUGCACUACCUGUAAACCAGACUGCAUUAAAAAAAAUCGAUUUCUGGAGGCAAUACAUCUUGUUGAAUUUUACAUACAUUUUCUUUAUUUUUUUAAAUUAUCUUUGGAGAAAAGCUUUAAGAAUAUAAAUUUCAAGGCAUCUACUGCAGCCACUACCUUGGAGGGCAGCAAUCCGGGUCAGGACAAGAACCACCCCAAACCCGAUGUUUGUUUGACUCUUCCUAUCUCGACGCCAAGGCUUGGACCGGUCCCGAAGCCUGUGAUACCGCAGAAGUGGGCUUCAGAUAGCCCACAGGCACGCGCUGGAGCCCAGCCUCUCUCGGGGAAUCGAAGCGCUGCUGGAGGUGGUGGUGGCCAGCUCGACGGUUCUCCGCAGGGCGGGGCCGGAGGAAGAGCGAGGCAACGCAGAGAAGCGUCCUGAGCUGCCAUGGAAACGGGCGCCGGCCGAAGGCUUCCCAGCCACCAGGAGUCGGUUGAAAUUUGCCCCCAGGGAUUACUGGUGUUCACCGGGACUUCGGCACAGGACGCCAACCUGGCCAAGCAGUUCUGGAUCGCGGCCUCGAUGUAUCCUACUAACGAAUCUCAGCUGGCGCUGUCCCGAGGUAGCAGUCAGCGCCUGCCGGUGGCCCGGCCCUCCAGGCGCGGUCGGCGCGGUCGGCCCGGUCGGCCCGAGACUACAGAUGUCACUGCUGAAACCAUAAAGAUUCAGGAAUCUGAGGAGAAAAAAAAGUAUCUCCAAAAGGCUAAAAAGAGAGAGGAGAUUCUCCAACUCUUAAGAAAACAAAGAGAGGAAAGGAUCUCGAAAGAACUGGUUUCCCUUCCUUAUAAGCCAAAGGCCAAAGUACACAAAACAAGGAAAGUGAUAUCAGAGUCAGAUAAGGAAGACCAAGAGGAGGUCAAGGCCUUGGACUAAUGUGAUCGACACAUGGGAGAGGAUGGCUCACUUAGAUCUUGACUUUUGAAACAACCUUCUCUUAUGUCAGGAUCAUUGGGAUCACUUUGUUAAAAUAGGCAAAGAAAUAAAAGUUAAA
Molecule: messenger RNA, 1039 nt
Organism: Ailuropoda melanoleuca (giant panda)
Lineage: Eukaryota; Metazoa; Chordata; Mammalia; Carnivora; Ursidae
Gene: HOATZ
Product: HOATZ cilia and flagella associated protein
Exons: 6
Coding region: 436-921 (161 amino acids)
Biological process (GO): cilium assembly
Source: RefSeq, a predicted model, not a curated record